AUGUACUCAUCCACAAGACCCAUAGUAGUGCACCCGCUAGUUUUGCUUUCAGCAGUCGACCACUACGCGCGGCUAGACCAGCCCAGAGUAGUGGGCACUCUGCUGGGACACAUUGAAAAUGGCGUGAUUCAUGUGACAAAUUCGUACGCAGUGCCUUUUGACGAGCUAGAGCACAAUUUGGAUGUCUGGUUCUUCGACACGUCCUACAACGAGAGCAUGUACAAGCUGUACAGCAAAGUGAACAACAUGGAGCACAUCCUUGGAUGGUACCACACGGGAGGAUACCUCCACAAAAACGAUCUGCAGAUCACACAGACAUUCAGAAGCUACUGCAGCGAUCCAAUACUCGCCGUGAUUGACGUAGAGAACUCAGCGCACGGAGGGCCUGUGAAGUGCUACAAGCUAGAGAGAGAAAACACUCUGUACAGCGAAUCAACGCAGUUUGUCUUCUCGCACGUGCCGUUCCAGAUAGAAGCAGAGGAGGCUGAGGAAGUUGGCGUGGAGCAGCUGGUGGAAGACAUCAAAGACGUUAACAUAGGAGAUGUAGAGAACAAAAUAACCCAGACAAAAGAGGCUCUCGCAGAGCUGUCUAAGGGCCUUGCUUUCAUAGAGUCGUAUCUGCUGGAUGUUGAAGAAGGCAGAAGAAAGUAUGACACAGAGAAGAUGGACUCCAUACAGGAGCUGAUGAACAACAUACCGCGAAGAAUACCCGGUGAAAUGAUGGAGUACAUCGAUAGGCUGGAGGUGAACAGCUUUAUCUGUUCGACUGUCCGGCCGGUUGUGCUUUUAAAUGAUGUUGAGAUGAGUAAAUAA
Nematocida minor is the source of this 813-nucleotide messenger RNA. Its product is annotated as 26S proteasome regulatory subunit N8. The record is from RefSeq and is a predicted model, not a curated record. Bases 1 to 813 code for a protein of 270 amino acids. Gene Ontology annotation, molecular function: protein binding; metallopeptidase activity. Gene Ontology annotation, biological process: proteasome-mediated ubiquitin-dependent protein catabolic process. Gene Ontology annotation, cellular component: proteasome complex. Lineage: Eukaryota; Fungi; Microsporidia. The transcript has a single exon.